This is a messenger RNA of Brassica napus (rape), 712 nucleotides long. Its product is annotated as trafficking protein particle complex subunit 4. Gene Ontology annotation, cellular component: TRAPP complex. Gene Ontology annotation, biological process: endoplasmic reticulum to Golgi vesicle-mediated transport. Lineage: Eukaryota; Viridiplantae; Streptophyta; Magnoliopsida; Brassicales; Brassicaceae. The transcript is spliced from 3 exons. The record is from RefSeq and is a predicted model, not a curated record. Bases 151 to 576 code for a protein of 141 amino acids.
UCUGUAAGAAUGAAAGUCGACGUGGCACAACUAGAGACCAUCAAUACAAACACGACGUCGUUUGUAAGUUCCAUCAGGAGAUCUCCGAUCUGUUCUUCAUCGUCUUCCCAGAUUUCAGGGUUUUGGAUCUUUUGAAUAAUUUGGCAAAAAAUGGCAGCGAUUUACAGUCUUUACAUAAUCAACAAAUCUGGUGGUUUGAUUUUCUACAAGGACUGUGGAACGAAGGGAAGGAUGGAUACGAAUGAUAGCUUGAGGGUAGCCAGUUUAUGGCACUCUAUGCACGCCAUUUCUCAGCAGCUUUCUCCUGUUAAUGGCUGUUCUGGCAUUGAGCUUCUCCAAGCUGAUACCUUUGAUCUCCAUUGCUUCCAAUCUCUCCCAGGAACAAAGUUCUUUGUGGUUUGUGAACCUGGAACUCCUCACAUGGAGAGCCUCCUUAGAUACGUUUAUGAACUCUACACUGACUACGUCUUGAAGAACCCUUUCUAUGAGAUUGAGAUGCCUAUUCGCUGCGAGCUUUUCGACAUCAACCUUACUCAAGCUGUUCAGUCUGACCGCGUUGCACUCUUAGGACGAUGACCACAAGAUUGAUUGUAUGCUCGGAUAUCUCACUUCUUUGCCUUUUUGUUUUGUUUCCUCUAGUCUUCUUAUCCGGAUAACAUUUUGUACGUGACAACACUUGAACAUUGCAACAAAACCAUCAUUUUUCUGUGUU